UGGGCUUUUCCAAGUGUGAACAUGGAUUUGCAGAAAUCAAAUGACGAUCAGAGAGGUAACAGCCUAGAAGUCCUGCAAUCAGAGAAGGUCAGCCAGGCCCUGCAGGAUCCUGAUCACAAUCUAGAAACAGGAAAGGAAGACCUUCAUCGGCGCGACUUUGUGGAAUCUGAAUAUUUGGAGAAGCAAGUGAAGGUUGUCAAGGCGCUGGGAGACCACAUCACCAACCUAAAGCACCUGGGAGCGCCCCAGAAUGCUGUGUGACAUUCUGAGCCUGAAUACCUUAAGGAGCAGAUGAAGGCCAUGAAGCACAUGGAAGACCACCCUCACUAAUCUGAAGCACCUGGGCGUGCCCAGAAUGCUCUGGGGGACAGCUACCUGAUGAACAGGCUCAUAGACAACUUGGAGGGGGAGAUGAAUGAAUGGGAAUGUUGCCCCCAAAAAAGGUUAACAGUUUUUGUCAGACAGGCAGAAAUUAUACUGAAUUGCCUCAAGCAGCAAGGCCAGUCCUGCAGAUAAAACAGCAUAUGCAGAGUGCUCUUUGAUCCUGCUGUGCUUCCAGUUUUCUAAGCAGACUUGACAUUUGGUUUGUUGAAAAGUAAGCACUCCCACCUCUCCUGGGACUUGGCAGGGCUGAGAGAGCUGGUCUUGACUACAGUUAUACCCGCUUGCUAUAAGGAUGAGCUGAGGGCUAGUGACUUGCCCUGGCUGGGCUACAUGGGAUAUGAACAGAGAUUGGAAGCCAGCCUCCUCUGUUGAUGUGCAAUGGUCUAGCUAUUACACCACACUACCCGCCAACAUCCAGCCAGUCAACCAUUUCAUAGAAUAGCCAAAUUGGAAGGGGCUAUAAGGCCUUCAAGUCCAACCCUCGGCUCAAUGCAGGAAUCCAUUUCAAGUAUUCCUUAUUGUGCCAACAAACCCAUCAGCAAGUUCUCAUUCCCUUCUGAGGAAUGGGUACUAGGAAAUGCCCUCACAAUGCUUGACAAUGGCAUUCCACACCCUCUUCUUUAAAAUGCCUCUGUGUGAGAAAAACAGGCAUGUUUGGUUUGCCAGUGAGGAAGGCAAUUAACACAAAGUGCCUCAUUAAAAAUAAAAGGCAUAAAAUAGGCACAGAAGAUACUCUUAAGACAGGGGUAGGCAACAUGGUGCCCUCAAGAAGUUGUUGGACACAAGUUCAUCAACAAUUAGUAAUGAUGGGUGUGUUCAACCCCCACAG
Molecule: messenger RNA, 1213 nt
Organism: Rhineura floridana
Lineage: Eukaryota; Metazoa; Chordata; Lepidosauria; Squamata; Rhineuridae
Product: ferritin heavy chain A-like
Exons: 4
Coding region: 22-261 (79 amino acids)
Source: RefSeq, a predicted model, not a curated record